AGAUUCAACUUAAACCAUGAGUGAUCCAUUUGACUGUGAUAGCUGUAAGGAGUCUCUCUAUGGACGAAAGUACAUCCAGAUGGAAGAGGGCCCUUACUGCAUACCGUGUUAUGACAGCCUGUUUGCCAACACGUGCGAUGAGUGUAAAGAGCUGAUUGGCCACGAUUCAAGAGAACUUUACUACGAGGAUCGUCAUUAUCAUGAAAACUGUUUCCGUUGUUUCCGAUGUGAGCGUUCUUUGGCAGAUGAACCUUUCACGUGUCAAGAUGAAGAACUACUGUGCAAUGAUUGUUACUGCAGCGAAUUCUCCUCCAAAUGUGUCAGUUGUGAAAAGACAGUCAUGCCAGGCUCUCGCAAAUUAGAAUACAACGGACAGACCUGGCAUGAGCACUGCUUCAUCUGCAAUAGUUGCAAGCAGCCCAUUGGAUCCCGUUCUUUUAUACCAGAAAACCAGACCUAUUACUGCAUCUCAUGCUACGAGAGCAAGUUGGCACCACGAUGCACACAUUGCAAGAAGAUUCUAACCAAAGGUGGAGUGACUUACCGGGAUGAGCCAUGGCACAAAGAAUGUUUUGUCUGUACAGGAUGCAAGGCCCAGCUAGCUGGGACACAGUUCACCUCUCAGGAUGAAAAGCCAUACUGCAUCAAGUGCUUUGGAAAUCUAUAUGCCAAAAAGUGUUUUGGCUGCAUUAAACCUAUCACAGGUUUUGGAGGAGGAAAGUAUGUCUCCUUCGAAGACCGUCACUGGCAUCAUAGCUGCUUUACCUGCUCCCGUUGCUCAUGUUCGUUAGUGGGGAAAGGCUUUAUUCCAGACAAUAAUGACGUUCUGUGCCGUGACUGUAAUAGUGACCUUUAGACUUUCAUCUUCCAGCUCGUGGGUGAACCUCCUUUUGUCAUGGAUCUGCAUAACCCCAUGAAGAAGCAAUACAAUGUAGAUUGCCCAGCUAAAUAGCAAAUCUGUAAACAGGCUUUUAGACAUUGCACAGUAUUUUCAUGUAUCCAUUAUAAUAGUUGUAUUUUUCUGUGUAUCUCCUAUUUUAUUGCUCCUGAGGUUAAUAGCAAAUUGUGUUUUAUAUUAUGCCAUAAAUGAUGCUGUUAUUUCUCAGUGAGAAUGUAAUAUUAGUUUUUUCUAUCU
This is a messenger RNA of Nanorana parkeri, 1135 nucleotides long. RefSeq names its product four and a half LIM domains 3 (gene FHL3). Gene Ontology annotation, molecular function: actin binding; transcription coregulator activity. Gene Ontology annotation, cellular component: stress fiber; nucleus; Z disc. NCBI's taxonomy places the organism in Eukaryota, Metazoa, Chordata, Amphibia, Anura, Dicroglossidae. Bases 17 to 856 code for a protein of 279 amino acids. The transcript is spliced from 5 exons. The record is from RefSeq and is a predicted model, not a curated record. Gene Ontology annotation, biological process: actin cytoskeleton organization.